Messenger RNA from Scutellospora calospora, 810 nucleotides. Lineage: Eukaryota; Fungi; Glomeromycota; Glomeromycetes; Diversisporales; Gigasporaceae. The record is from the annotation of a GenBank genome assembly.
GCUCCAGAAAUAAUACGAUCAGAGUAUUAUAGUUAUGCUGUGGAUUGGUGGAGUUUAGGAACUUUGAUUUAUGAAAUGAUGUCCGGAAUUACUCCAUUUUGGGCAAAUGACCAAAAUAGAAUGUAUCAACGUGUAUUAGAAGAUGAAUUAGAAUUUCCUGAUGAUAUAAUGUAUGACGCAAUAAGUUUAUUACGAGGACGUGAUCCUAGUCAACGACUAGGGUGUGGACCAGCUGGUUCACUGGAAGUUAAAACACAUCCAUAUUUUGAUUAUGUUGAUUGGGAUGAUGUUUUAAACAAAAGAAUAUGCGCUCCUUACAUUCCAACUAUAGAGCAUGAAAUGGAUCUUCGAAACUUUGACAAUGUAUUUGUAACAAUGUCUCCAAAGUUAUCUUUACCAAAACGUGAUGUUCCAACAGAAAUGCAACAAUGUUUUUCUGGGUAUUCCUUUUGUGAAAAUCGCUCAAUUUCAAGAUCUAUGAAUACAUUACGUACUAGUAAUAGUGUUAACCGUUCUCUUGCUGAUGUAACUUCUUUACACAGAACUAAUUCAUCUGCCACUCUUGGGUGUGAGCGUUUUGAUAACAAGGACCAUGAAUGGAAUAAUUAUGAUCCUGACCAACAUAUUUCUAAAUGUCCCACUAUUAUGGUUGGUGAUACGAAAUAUCGUAAUCAUCUUUAUCUAAAUCAAAGGAUUUCACAGUUCUUAUUGGAUGAUUCUCAUUUAAAUAUGGGGGACAAUUCUUCUUCGUCUUCAACGACUAAGAUUGAACGUCGGGGUACCUUAACUGACAUAUUUCCUCAAUCAUGA